UUCAAAUAUGAUUUAGCAUAAUAUAAUAAUAACAUAAAUAUAAUAUUAUUAAGUAUAAUUGAACGGCAUACGAAUUGAGUUUUAGAAGUAGAAAUCAAUUCCUUUACAAUAUAGAAUCUCCAGAUUCUUACUUUAGUAGUUUAGAUAUGCUGUUGGUAGCUUUCCCGAACUGUUUCGAAAAAGAAACCGUUGAGCGAAUUGAAAACCGAUAUGUUCCUUAUGAAGACGAAUAUCAAGUUCGAAUUCAAUUCAUGACUUCAAAAGAAAAGAACAUCCUUAGACGUUUUUUUAUGAAGCUCGAUUGGAAUCUAGGCAGCGCAAAGGUAUUAUCUAUGUUAAAAAAUGCUGGUAUAACAACGGCUUCAGAAUUCAUAUUAAGUAAUAUACAUUCCAAAGAAACAACGCAACAGGUUAUGAACGAUCUUUGGGAGACAGAACAUAUCCUACUGGCGGAGCUGUUUUCCAACUCGUGCUUAAAUAUUAGUAUUUCUACUAGUCUUAAAGAAAUCAUCCAAGAUAGUUUGAAUUCUGCUUUAGAUGACUUACUAGAAAAUCACAAUAUUAUUCCAUGCAACUAUCUACAUAGACUGGACCCACAUUUACAAAUCUCCGAACUGGAAUUACUCAAAACACAACACAUGCAGCUAUUACUCAGUAAAAACUGUACUACUAUCGAACACGCUUAUGGAUUCCAAUUACAUUGGCGAGUUGAAAUCAACGAAAACAAAAGAACGGUUUUAGGGCAGCUAAUGAUGGAUAUGAUCCAGGAUAAAACAAGUGCUAUUGAUACCCUAUUUGGAGCAGUUCAAAAUUUAGGCUCUUCAAUUUCCUGGAAACACUUUUUACAACUUCUCCAUCUACUGUCAGUUACAAUAGAGGAAGAAAAAUCGAAUAUUAGCCGAUUGAAAAUAAUCAUAAAAGAAAUGUUUAAUAAAGUCAUACAGGACAAUAAUUUUGACGAGUUUCUUCUGCUAAUGUUAACAGCAAGAGAAAUUUGUUCAUCUAAUAAAAGUAUUCUGGGUGACUACACCAAUUGGUACAAAAUGACCUUUGGUGAAAUGAGCUACCGCGUCAGUAAAGUACAGUUUAUGCAAGUAAUGGAAAUGAUGACUAAACUUAUAGAAUUGGAAAACAACUUGGAGUAUCUUCCUGUACACGUAACCGUUUCCAUUUCGUCUCCACCAAAGUGUAUGGACUUAGUUGUUACCUACAAACAACUGUGCCGAGCGCAGUUGGCAAAAAUAAACAACAAAGCAAACACACCGAGACCGAUGGAACAACCCGACGAAACGAACGAAAUUUCUAUUGUCAUCGAUGAUUGAUAGCAUACAUUAGUCUGAAACGGAAUUUUAUUCCUUUAUGUACAUACAAACCUUAUGAAAUAACCCAGUAUGACCUUCUACUAAAUAUAUUAUCAGUUUA
Messenger RNA from Malaya genurostris, 1422 nucleotides. RefSeq lists its product as uncharacterized. Gene Ontology annotation, cellular component: Fanconi anaemia nuclear complex. The transcript has 5 exons. The record is from RefSeq and is a predicted model, not a curated record. Gene Ontology annotation, biological process: interstrand cross-link repair. NCBI's taxonomy places the organism in Eukaryota, Metazoa, Arthropoda, Insecta, Diptera, Culicidae. The coding region runs from base 147 to 1322 and encodes 391 amino acids.